AACGGACAGUACCAAGCACAGUGAGAAGCAUCCCAGCUCAGCCUUCAGGAGGAGAAGCCAUUCUUUCUGUCAUCUCCCAAGCCGUGACAACAGGGGCUAUGAUCCCAUGAACCUUCUAGUUAGAAAGGUGUGGAGUGGCUCAGAGCUGAGCCUGCUAGCAUCCUUGCAAGAAGAGAUGCGAAGGGGAUCGGGAUGGAGCAAAGUGGGCUCCAGGCCCAGAGGAGAACCUCAAGAGCGGAACCUGGAGUUGGAACUUAACAUGAUGCAGUUUGAACUGUUCUCCCUUAAGCAGAAGAUGGAAAGCUCCUUCACUCAUCUCGAAAGGGAGAAGAAAUGGCUGGAAACGAACCACGCUGAAACCAGGAAGCCGGGAGGAGACCUCAAGGAUAAGACCUUCCAUCUAGAAAUGGAGCUAGAAAAAAACAAAACUUAUUUCAGCAAGAGGAAGCCUGCGUCACCAUCAACAGCCCCAGAUUCUGGCCCAGAUCCAGACACGGGUAAGAAGAAUGUGGGUCAAGAGCUGAGCGCUCUCCAAGAAAGCCUGGCUACUCACAAGAAACGGAUCAAGGCCCUAGAAGCCAAACAAAAGGAAAUGGCGCAGCAGCUGAGCACUGCGAAAGAGGGACAGCGAACAGCAUUCAGCCAGAUCUCCAAAGCAGAACACAGCACUACAAAUCCACCUCAGAGCAACGAAACGUUGAGGGAAGGAGAAAGGAUCCGGCUGCGAGCUGCUCACAGCAGCAUCUGCCUGGAGAAGGUGGAGCUCCAUCGACAGGUCCAGCAUCUCACUUCAGAGCUGGAAUGUGCCCGGAAACAGCAAGAAGGAAUCGGUGAGCAAGUCUCAGCCCUCCAUUCUGAGCUUCUCAACACCAAGACUCAGGCAAACCAUCAGGAAAAGGAGAAGGUCCUCAUGAAGGAGGAGCUGGAAUUGACCACACAGGUAAAGGAGGAGCUUUCUUCUGAAGUGACAGAGAGCCGUCAAAGACUGGAAGAAUUGCUCGAAAAGGUUCACCACUUAGAAGCGGAGAAGGAAAUCCUAGAAAGCCACAUCCAGGCUCUAGAGAAUGACCAGACCCAGUUACUGCAGGAGAAAGAAAAGAGUGCCCCACAAAAUCAGACAGGGGAUGUUCCUCUUCAAGACGGCUGUGGGCAUCACAGACCCUCCAGGGAAUCUCAGGCCUUGCUGGAAAAGGAGAAAAGCCUCCUGCAGGCUCGUUGCCUUGAAUUGGAGGAGGCUUUGCACCGCAAGCAGGAGGAAAUGGAGAACCAGUUGGCCGAGCAACAGCAGAUCUCCAAAUCCUGGAGGGACAGGUGGGAACAAGCGACUGCAGCCUUGAAGAGCAAAGAAGAACAGUCGGCAGAAACACACAGGCAAAGCCAGACCUUCUCCCCCAAGGUGGAAGCCCCUUCGCUUCUCCAGAUCCAGCUGGAUGCUUGUAAACAGGAAUUGGAACUGGAAAGAAACCGUACGUGGGCUUUACAUGACCAAGUCCAACUGCUGCAAUCCAGGAGCCCAAGCAAGCCGGUUCCUCCAAACGAGGAUUCCCAGGAGGAGGCAAAUCCGGAGCUGGCACAUAUCCGAGAAGAGCUGCAGAAAGCCCAGGACGUGCUGAAGACGCGCAACGUGGAAAUAGAAGAACAGCGGAAGGAGCUGGAAUCCACCAGACGCCAAUGUGCGGAAUGCAUCUCCGAGAAGGAGCAGCUGGUCGCUUCUCUGGAAAAGCAGCUAGAGGAAAAGGAACAGGCUUUGAGGGACCUGAGACAAGCCAAAGAUGUGGACAGAACUCAGAAGGAGAAUAAAAUGUCUGCGUUAGAGCUAAAGGGUCGACAUGGAGACUGGGAUGCAAAAAGCCCCCAAAGCCCCCAGCGAGAUCAGGAGAGCCUGAAACUGCAGCACCAACUGGUGACUGAGCAGCUGAAAGGGCUUUUCAGACAGAGGGAGCAGAACCUGCAGCUGACGGGAUCCAAGAAGCAUCCGCGUGGACCCCAGGAACAGAGUUCUGUGGCUCCUCAGACAUCACCAGGAAUGCCGACUACAACUGAACCAAUCAGUUUUCCUGAUGGUCAGCCAGCAUCCCUGAACGUUCACUACAGCAAAGGAGAAGUACAGAGUCUCCAGGAGCAGUUGAAGGAGAAAACACAAACAAUCUCCACCAUGGCUUCCGAGAUCCAGGAGUUGAAGCAGAAGAACGAGAGCUUAAUGAAAGCUAAGCUCCGCUUCCAGCAGCAGAUCCAGGACAUCCGCCGACUUUCGAAGCAACAGCCAGAAAGAAGCAGCGCUGAGCUGGUGGUUGCCAGACUCCACGGCUCGGGAGCGGGUUUGCAAAGCACCCAGGGGACGGACCGCCUGUUGCCAUCACCCCAGAGUGAGGAGCCUGUGUUGUCCUCUUUGCCUGGUCAAGAGAACCUGCAACCCACGAGGCAGGAGCCUGAGCUUUCCACCGAUGCUGGGAAGGAGCAAAGAGGCCCCUCACCUGACACCUUCUCGGCCUCUGUCCCCACCUUGCCUUUGCACUCCGAUCCAACCCUCUCCGGUCCAGCUGUGCCUUCCAUUAAGCUCUCCUUAGGCACCCUAACGUCUCUCCAGGAUCCUGAGAGCGAAGGGGCCUUGCUCAGUCCCCGAGGCUCAAUUCUUUUAUCCCCCAAGCCGUUUGGGUCCCUGAGACCAUGGUCUCCCUUUAAAGCCAGAGGAAGCCCUGAGCCUCCAGAGGACUGAACCAAAGAGAGGGUGGCCACUGGCUUGCCUUUCUUGAUCCAGAGUCAGAUCUCCGAGCUGGGGAAGGCUCCUUUUCUGGACGAGAGGUGCCCAAAGCCGCCCACUGUUACAGCCUCUGGCCCAGCUGCCUGGGGAACUGGGGAAGUUCUGGUCCAAAAAUGGAAUUUUCCCAUGUGUGGGGUAGAUCUCCAGAAGGUCCAGAGGCAGGGUGGCAAAUGUCAAAUCCAAAAGGGAUAUACAAAUAGUGUCUUCUCAUGCUCCCACCCUACUGAAGCAGUUUGACGUUAUUUUUAAGAAAGCAUCAUGUUGUUGUCAUUUAAAGGCUGUGUGCCCCACAUUGGUUUGUUUUUGGCGUGGGGCUUUUGGUAUAUUUUCUUUGGGUGGUCUCCGGCUCCCACAGGGACCUCCAGAUUUCUCUCUGGCUCCUGUGCUUGGCAAAGACACCGUUCAGGCUACACUGCGGUUCCAGCAAGGCAGAAGAUUGGGGUGGGGAAAGCUCAGGGUCCCAGGAGGGAGAAGAAAGAGGCACCUCUGAAUUCAGCAGGCCUGUCUUACUUCCCCCAGUUUCCAAAUGGGGUGAGGUUCCUCGCCAUCUGAAACACUUGUACAAAAUCUGGACACCUUCCACAAUUUCAUAGAGAUUGCAGUUCCCAUCACCUCACCCAGCGUGACCUAUGCAGAUGAUGUGCACUGUAGUCCAAAUACAUCCAGUUGGGCAACCCUGUUCUAAAGACACCCCUCUCCCAGUAAGACCAUUGUGUCUAGGGUCUAAAACUGUUGAAUGGCUUUCCAGGGCUUUAGGUGGCCCUCUGCCAUGACUGGCUGCCUUCCAUGGGUGCAUCAGGGCCUUUCCCAGAUAGACGGAGGAUGUCCAGAUACUUUGGUCUGCAAAAGCUGGUCAUCCUACCAGGAAAGGUAAAUGGCUUGGCGAGAGCUAAUAGAGAGCAAAGAUCUGAAAGCAGGACCGGAAGACAGAUGCUCAUUCAAGGGUGGACUAUCUUGGGGGACUUUGUGUCGGUCACCCGUUCUCCAAUUGAACUAUCUCACAGGAUUGUUGGGAGAAGAAGAUAUGGCACAGGGAGAGCCAUGUUCGGUUACCCUGAGCUCCUUAGAAGAGGAAUGGAAUUAA
Messenger RNA from Pogona vitticeps (central bearded dragon), 3845 nucleotides. The record is from RefSeq and is a predicted model, not a curated record. Lineage: Eukaryota; Metazoa; Chordata; Lepidosauria; Squamata; Agamidae.